AUGGCUUCAGCUUCAUUCAUUAUCCUUUCAGCUUCUUUCGACUACCUGUUCUUUGCCACUAUAUUGUAUCCUACGGUUGUCGGCGCGCUCGGCGGAAGUUGGUUCCUCCUCCACCCAACCAUCGGCAUAACCGCCAUGCACAUGCAGCUUCUCCCCAGCGACCGUGUCAUCAUUUUCGACCGGACUGACUUUGGUGCCUCCAACAUCUCCCUUCCGGACGGAAAAUGCCGAGAGGAUCAGUAUGAUUACAUUUUGAAGAACGACUGUACGGCUCAUUCUAUCGAAUACGAUGUCGCUUCCAAUUCCAUUCGUCCCCUCAUGGUCCUCACCGACGUUUGGUGUUCCUCCGGUGCUUUAAUGCCAGACGGCAGCCUCAUUCAGACCGGCGGGUUCAAUGACGGUGAUCAUGUCAUUAGAGUUUUUAAUAACUCAUGUAGUUCGUGCGAGUGGGAAGAGAUAAAAUCCGGGUUAUUUCGCCGGAGAUGGUACGCUACUAAUCAUAUAUUACCGGACGGCCGGCAGAUUGUUAUUGGUGGUCGCCGGCAAUAUAACUACGAGUUCUUCCCAAAAGCUAUGGCGUCAGAGAAAGCUUAUAGUCUGCCAUUUUUAGUACAGACAAAUGAUGCAAACAUCGAGAAUAAUUUAUACCCUUUUGUGUUUCUUAAUACCGAUGGCCAUUUGUUUGUUUUUGCAAAUAAUCGUGCAAUUUUAUUUGAUUACUCUCGGAAUCAAGUUUUAAAAACGUACCCUGAAAUACCCGGCGGUGAUCCAAGAAACUAUCCAAGCACGGGAUCCGCCGUCCUACUACCUUUACGUAUUGCCAAUGCCACCGUAGCGUCGGCGGAGAUUUUAAUAUGUGGGGGUGCACCUAAAGGAGCAUUUAUGAAUGCUGUAAAUGGGAAAUUUGAUGGAGCGUUGAAUAGUUGUGGCAGGAUAAAAAUAUCCGAUUCGGAUCCAAAAUGGGCCAUGGAAACCAUGCCUUUGGGUCGGGUCAUGGGUGACAUGUUAUUACUACCAAAUGGUGAUGUUUUGAUCAUCAAUGGCGGGUCAAACGGGACCGCCGGGUGGGAGUACGGGCGAAACCCGGUUUUCAAUCCUGUAAUUUACCGGCAUUAUAACCGGAUUAAUUCUCGUUUUGAAGUUCAAAACCCGAGCACUAUACCCCGAAUGUACCAUUCGACUGCUAUUCUGCUUCGAGACGGGAGAAUUUUAGUUGGCGGAAGUAACCCUCAUACAUUUUAUAAUUUCACAAACGUACUUUACCCUACUGAAUUAAGCCUAGAGGCGUUUUCACCCUCGUAUUUAGAUCAAGAUUCAUCUAGGUCACGUCCAAAAAUAAUUUCACCAAUGACCCAGACAAGAAUUCAAUACAGACAAUUGAUAAGUGUUAGGUUCACAGUUCAAAACAAGGUGGACCCAAACACAAUAUCGGUGACACUGGUGGCACCUUCAUUUAACACACAUUCAUUUUCGAUGAACCAAAGGCUCUUGGUGCUUGAUGUCGGCAACACUACAAAGGUGGUCGGAAACUGGACAUAUGAAGUUGACAUGACGGCACCACCCUCCGGUAACAUUGCACCGGCGGGGUAUUAUUUGCUAUUUGUGGUGCAUCAGGAUAUCCCAAGCGAAGGCAUUUGGGUUGUGAUUCAGGGAUGA
Messenger RNA from Lactuca virosa, 1656 nucleotides. Lineage: Eukaryota; Viridiplantae; Streptophyta; Magnoliopsida; Asterales; Asteraceae. The record is from the annotation of a GenBank genome assembly.